This is a messenger RNA of Sordaria macrospora k-hell, 3813 nucleotides long. RefSeq lists its product as uncharacterized. Gene Ontology annotation, biological process: regulation of transcription by RNA polymerase II. Lineage: Eukaryota; Fungi; Ascomycota; Sordariomycetes; Sordariales; Sordariaceae. Gene Ontology annotation, molecular function: transcription cis-regulatory region binding. The record is from RefSeq and is a predicted model, not a curated record. Gene Ontology annotation, cellular component: nucleus; SWI/SNF complex.
AUGAGCUCCUGGAUGAACGAUGCCGCAGUCCAGAACCACAAUGGCAACGGCUACCCCCACCUCAAUGUCAACGUCAAUGACCCGUCCGCCAUGACCAACAACAUGGCCGCUGCCGGCGUUAUCGACCCGGCCGCCUUUAUGGCCGCUGCCAAUCCCCAAGUCGCAGCUCAAUUCAACGUCAACCCGGGAAACACCAUCAAUCCCGCCCAGUUCGCGAACCCCCAGAUGCUCGCCAUGCAGAACGGCCCCAUGCGCAAUGCCUCACCUGCUUUCAACCAAGCCAUGUACCAGACGAACCCCAUCAUCCCCUCCAAGCGGCCCCGGCCAAGGGAGGAUAGUAUAGGCCAAUCGCCGCGCCAGGCCCCCGGCAUGGUUCCGACUUCACGCGCCGACACGCCCCAGCAGUCGCAGUUUCAAGGGUUUCAACAGCAGCAGCCUGGUAUGGGUCAAACACCGACAGGGCAGCCGAAUCCAUACCCCCAUCUCCAACCGAACGGCUCCGCGAAUGCGACACCCUCGCCCAUAAUGAGCAACCAGAUGCGCCCUGGCAGCGUACCCCAGCGAGUGGCCACAGCCUCACCACAUCCCUUCUCGCCCGCCGCGCAACAGUUCCCGCAGAACCCCCCCAUACCGUCCGAUCAUGGCGGCACGCCUCAGCCCAACUAUAUGCAGCAGAACUUCGCGCAGAACUUUAACCCCCAGUUCGCCCAAGCGCAAGCCUCAGCACGACCGAGCCCGUCACCGAACCCCAUGGCCAACCAGAUGAUGCAGCAGCAGAUGGCUGGGAUGCCGCAACAGCUACAGAUGCAAGGACAGCUACACGGUCAGAUGCCCGGGCAAAUACCAGGACAAAUGGGCGGACAGAUGGGUGGACAAAUGCCAGGGCAGAUGACAGGACAGAUGACAGGGCAGAUGGGGGGUCAAAUGGGGAGUCAAAUGGGGGGUCAAAUGGGGGGUCAAAUGGGAGGCCAAAUGGGCCAGAUUCCUGGACAGAUGGCCGGUCAGAUGCAGGGCCAAAUGCCCGGGCAGAUGCCAAGUCAGAUGGUCGGCCAGAUGCCAGGACAAAUGCCCAGCCAUAUGGCCAGCCAGAUGCAGGGUCAGAUGGUUCCCCUACAGAUGAUGUCCCAACCAAGAAACGCCAUGGAGCAGCAGCGAUACAUGCAGUACCAGAUGCAACUUCAACGACAAGCAAACAUGCAAAUGCAACAACAAAUGGCUGGCCAGAACAUGAUGCAACCACAGAAUGCGGCUCAAGCCCAGGCGCAACAUGCUCAUAUCCAACAAGCGCAAGCUGAAGCGCGAGCUCAGGCGGCGCAUCGCAACUUGAUGGCAGCCAGAGGAGGACAAAUGGCUCCCACGGGAAUGCGCCCUCAGCAGGGCAUGCCUCAACAGCAGCAGCAGCAUCCACAGCAGCAGCCCAUUGGAAGAGGAGACCCCAAUUCUUUCCUCAAGAACUUGACGGCUUUUAUGAACAGCAAGAACAUGCCAUUGGAGAUUAGCCCGGUUGUUGAAGGUCGCCCAGUCAACUUGGCUUCCCUGUUUCAGCUCGUUUACCACAAGUUUGGAGGUUAUCGCAACGUAACGCAGUCAAACGGUUGGCCGCAAAUCACACAAAUGCUUGGCUAUCCCGUCCAUCAGGUGCCCCAAGCGCCGCAACAGAUCAAGAGUGUUUACGAACGGAAUAUUGUCAAGUUCGAAGAGGCAUGGACGGCGCAACAGCGGGCUAGACAGGCCGGCGUUAUGACCAACCCGCAAAACAUGCAACAAGCUCAGCCUAUGAAGCCGAUGCCACCAGGGCAGAUGCCACCAAACCAGAUGAUGCCAGCUGGGCCACAGCCACCUAUACAACCUGGUCAGAUGCAAUCACCCAUGAAGCCCCCAGUUGCGCAACAAGCGAAUGUGAAUGGCUUUCCUGGGCCGCACCCCGGGCAACAACAAGCGAACGCCGGCCCGAUGGGCCACCCGCGAAACAGCCUCUCAAGGAGCUCACAACCUACACCAACAGCAGAAGAGUUCCCCAUGCCUUCGCCGGCUCACAGCAAGGCUGGAAGCAUGUCAAUUCCAGGAUCUGCCCACCCAGAGAACCAGCCGAUGCCAGGACAGGUAGUCGAGGCCGCACCUGGGUUUCCCAAGCCGACGCGGGAUCCAGAGAUCUACAUACCUUGUUCGAGAGAGGUUACCACAUAUGGCGGCGUGGAUCUUGGCUCGGUAGAACACUUUGCAGAACAGUUGCGGAAGUUCAAGCCAGACGUUCCCCAUCUUACGGAACUGGGGAACAUCGACGUACAUGCUCUAACCAAGAGCCUCCAAAGUGGCAUCCACGGUGAAGUGCGCCUUGCUUUGGAUGUGCUCGGGACAGUUUCAGCCACAUCACCAGAAAGCGGCAAGCAAGAUCCUCCUCAGCCGUAUCUCCCACUAGAUCUUCGACACUGCGAUGACUUGGUAGAAACAUUGAUUGAAUGCGCCGAGGAGCAAGUUGACCUGCUAGCCGAAAACUCGGAAGAAGCCUCCGACGAGAUCACCAUCACCUCCUACGAGGAUGUCGUCCGCGCCAGCCGCGUCGAGAAAUUCGCCCUUCGUAGCGUGCCCCUCUUCGGCUCGCAAGAGUACGAGCUUGACCACGCAGCCGACAGGCUAAUAGCCAUUAGCACUAUCCUGCGCAACCUCUCCUUCCUCGAGGAGAACCAGGCCUGUCUCGCCGACGAGUCCGUCAUCCGCUUCCUGUGCAACACGAUUAGGUACCUCGGCACGCGCGAGAUGUUGCUCCGCACGCAGGUCAACACUCUGGACUUUAUGAAAGACCUGGUCAUCCUGCUCUCCAACAUUACGCGCUGCGUGGAGAUCCCAGGGAGGGAACAAGCCUUCUCCUUGCUCCAGUUCCUCCUUGCCUUUGCUCCCUCGCCAGCGCCAAGCAUGUCUCCCUCACCCGACGGCAACGAUACCGACCCGGGAAUCCUCUUCUUCACACCUUACGACCCCUCAGUUCACCCAUACCUCCCACACGCAAUCGACUCGCUCGCCAAACUCUUAGCCCGCGACGAGCCGAACAGGACGUACUACAAGAACAUUUUCGCCAGCGAAUCUCCCUCACCUGGUCAAAGCUCACCAGCAGACCUGCUAAUAACCCGCACCUUCGCCCUCGCCAUCUCACCCGUCCCAGACCUUUCUGCGCCAAACACGCGCCCCGCGAAUAUUCCUUCUCUGAUCGAAGUCAGGAAGCCUUUCCUCAUGCAAGGCUUGCUAGCCGCCGACAUCCUCGCCUCCAUCACCCCCGACGGUCCCAUUGGAGCCUCCGUGGCAGGUAUCGACGCAGCCGAAAACGGACCAGCUGGCGCCAGCGGUGGCGUGAAUGUUGCCAAGGCCUGGCUCUCCUGCGGCAACGGCCUCGUGCAAAACCUCUUCCACCUCGUUCGUCAGCUCAGCAUGCAAUAUGAGUCUCAACCGGUCGGUCCCGUAAGACCCACAGGGCGCGGCGCCGCAAACCAGCAACAUAACAAGCGAGAUGCGGAUCUGGUUUACAUCGUCGGUUUGGCCGUUAGCAUGCUUAAGAAGCUGGGCGAGAAGGCUGCGAAGGAUUCUCCUUUGGGAAGUGGUAGUAGGUCUCGUUAUGGUGCGACAGUGGAUAGGAUGGAAGGGGUAGAAGGGGAUGAAAGUGAUUGGGAAAAGCAGAGGCUGGGGCAAGAUGGACUACCGGCGUGUGCGGUGUUGCCGGGCAAGGAUACGGUGCUGGGAGCGCUGCAGAUGAAUGCGGCGGAGUGGGGGAAGGAGGGCAUGUUGAAGGAUUUGGUUGCUUUUUAUGUGUUGGGAGAGUGA